Molecule: messenger RNA, 1804 nt
Organism: Eurytemora carolleeae
Lineage: Eukaryota; Metazoa; Arthropoda; Copepoda; Calanoida; Temoridae
Product: putative oxidoreductase TDA3
Exons: 4
Coding region: 63-1139 (358 amino acids)
Cellular component (GO): cytoplasm
Molecular function (GO): oxidoreductase activity
Source: RefSeq, a predicted model, not a curated record
CAUCGGAGGCCAAUUGGGCCCACCAAAAGCAGAGCUCUCUUUUAAUCGACAAAAUAAGAACAAUGGUGCCUAAAGAUCAACCAGUUCUAAUUGUUGGCGGCGGUAUUGUUGGUUGCAGCACCGCCUACUAUCUUAGUAAGGCGGGAUUUACGAACGUUAUUGUGAUUGAAGCUGUCGAUGUUGCGCAUGCCGCCUCUGGUCGCGCCGGCGGUUUUCUAGCCAGGGAUUGGUGCAACAACCAACCCACGCAAGCUCUAGCAAUUCGUGGUUUUGAGAUUUACUCCGAGCUGACUGCAGAGCUAGGAGUUGAUAUCGGAUACAGACAUGUGAACACUCUGUCCCUUAAUCUUGGGAGUGGGGACGGGCGCGGAGACGCCACAGCUCCAGGAUGGGUUGAUGGUCAGGUGUCAAACGUAAGUGUUUUAGGAACUAAAGGUACAACUGCACAAGUUCACCCAGGUUUGGCAACCAAAGCACUUCUGUCGAAAGCUCAGGAGAAAGGAGUUAAAUUACUCCGUAGUAGAGUGAUUGCAGCUAACUACUCCGAGAAGAAGAUAAACUCCUUGCUACUGGAAAGUGGUGAAACUGUACCCGGAGAAACUGUGAUACUAACCAUGGGACCAUGGACCGGGUUUGGACUCGAAUGGUUCGGUAAAUCGAAAAUAAUCUCUGGUGAAAGAGCUCAUAGCAUAGUUCUUAAACCGGAACCUGGACGAGUGGACGAUACCGCGCUAUUUUUGUCCCUUCCGGCCGGCGAGACGGAGGUUUAUCCCCGUCCUGACGGAACAGUUUACGUCUGCGGACAACAAGAUGAAGAACCUCUUCCCGCGGACCCGGCCCUGGUUGUAUCUAACCCUGUGAUGUGUGCUGAUCUACUCCAGGCUGCUUAUCGGGUCUCAUCCUCACUCUCAGGACUGAAGGAGGAGUCCACAAGUGCAUGCUAUCUUCCAACUGUCAAGGAUCAUAAACCUUUAGUAGGCUUGGUUCCUGGGUUUACUAGUUUAUAUAUCGCAGCGGGACACUUUUGCUGGGGAAUUCUACAGGGACCUGCUACAGGAGAAGCAUUAGCUCAGCUCAUUCUAUCAGGAGAGGCUCCGGAGUCAAUUCAAAGACUAGACCCAGCUCGUAUCAUCAAAUAAUUCAGAGAUGGGAAUUUAUGAAUAAGAGUUGAACUUAUUUUCAUUUGAUGGAAGUUAAGUCAGCUUAUAGACUUUAAAAUGAUUUAUUUUAUUUGUCAUGGAAUGGCCCUAAAUGUUCAGAUUUUGGAAACUGCUUCGCUCUUUUUGAAGCCGGUUGAACUAGUAUAGUUGAUCCCGGUUGAAAUUCCAAAUUAGUGUCUACAACCGAAAAACUUAUUUUUCAAUGCGUGGUCCAUAUAAAUCCAUCUGAUCAAUCCCAAAUGUUGAUUGAUUGAUAUUAGGGGCAGAAAUAACCCAGGUUGUUAUCGUAAACAAUUGGAAGUAUAAUGUCAAGUUGUAGAAAAAAUUCCAUACUGCAGAAUGUUUACUGCAAGGAAGUGUUUAUUUUUCUGUAUGUUAUAAUUUAUCUCUUACAUUAAAUACUAAUAUUUACAUCUUUUAACACCCCAAAUGAAGUACACAUUUCUAAAGUAUAGUACACGUACGUGCACAAAAACUUGUCAAAGUUCACAAUGACAUUUAAAGUGUACUUUCAUGCCCCUAAAUGUACUUUCAACCCCGAUCCCAUUUGGGAUCAGAAAUGGAAUUAAAUAGACCCCCGGACUCUGUAAACGUACUUUCAAGUGAGCCACCAUUAAUAGAGUGGCAUAUCCGAAUUACAACGG